Molecule: messenger RNA, 1134 nt
Organism: Chrysochloris asiatica (Cape golden mole)
Lineage: Eukaryota; Metazoa; Chordata; Mammalia; Afrosoricida; Chrysochloridae
Gene: ABRA
Product: actin-binding Rho activating protein
Exons: 2
Coding region: 1-1134 (377 amino acids)
Biological process (GO): positive regulation of Rho protein signal transduction; positive regulation of transcription by RNA polymerase II
Cellular component (GO): sarcomere
Molecular function (GO): actin binding
Source: RefSeq, a predicted model, not a curated record
AUGGCUCCAGGAGAGAAGGAAAAACCAGCCAAGAGUGCCCUCCGGAAGGUUCGCACAGCCACCCUGGUAAUCAGCUUGGCCCGAGGUUGGCAGCAAUGGGCAAAUGAGAACAGCACCAAGCAAGCCCAAGAGCCUACAGGCUGGCUACCUGGAGGGACCGAGGACCCACAUCAAGUUCCUAAACCAGUGAUACAUCCCACUCCCUUCCAGAAAGACCACAGCAUCCCAAAGUCUCCAUCCCAACAGCCAGAGGAACCUGGAGACGAACAAUGCUCAGAGGACCCCUCUGAGGUCUCCCAUAUCAGAAGGAAGGAGGUGACCAAAACAGUGGUCAGCAAGGCUUAUGAGAGGGGAGGGGAUGUGAGUCUCCUCAGUCACAGGUAUGAAAGGGACGGUGACUUGCCUGAAUCUGAACAAGCAGAAGAUGCUAUCGACAGACUCCUCCACAGUCACGGCUCCCCAACGCGGAGGAGGAAGUGUGGUCACCUUGUGUCUGAGCUGACCAAAGGCUGGAAAGAGAUGGAUGAGGAUGAGCCCAAGUGGAGGAGUGACAGCAUGGACACAGAGGACAGCGGCUAUGGAGGAGAGACCGAGGAGCGGCCUGAGCAGGAAGAACAGGCGGCUGCUGCCAGAAUCAAACGUCCUUUGCCCUCCCAGGCAAAUAGAUUUACAGAGAAGCUCAGCUGCAAGGCCCAACGGAAAUACAGCCAAGUGGGCAACUUGAAAGGGAAAUGGCAACAGUGGGCGGAUGAACACACACAAUCCCAGAAGCUUAAUCCUUUCAGUGAAGAAUUUGAUUAUGAGCUGGCCAUGUCCACCCGUUUACACAAAGGAGAUGAGGGCUAUGGCCGACCCAAGGAGGGAACUCAAACUGCUGAAAGGGCCAAGCGGGCUCAGGAGCACAUCUACAGAGAAAUUAUGGACAUGUGCUUCAUCAUUCGCACAAUGGCUCGCCACAGACGAGAUGGCAAGAUCCAGGUGACUUUUGGAGAUCUCUUUGACAGAUAUGUUCGUAUUUCAGAUAAAGUAGUGGGCAUUCUCAUGCGGGCCAGGAAACAUGGACUGGUAGACUUUGAAGGAGAAAUGUUAUGGCAAGGCCGAGAUGACCAUGUUGUGAUUACUCUACUGGAGUGA